Schizosaccharomyces cryophilus OY26 is the source of this 980-nucleotide messenger RNA. RefSeq names its product But2 family protein. The transcript has a single exon. The record is from RefSeq and is a predicted model, not a curated record. Bases 339 to 818 code for a protein of 159 amino acids. NCBI's taxonomy places the organism in Eukaryota, Fungi, Ascomycota, Schizosaccharomycetes, Schizosaccharomycetales, Schizosaccharomycetaceae.
UGAUAAAGUUGUUACCACCAUCAUCGCUUGUUUCUCCUAGCUCCGACUUUAAUGUCGGACUUUAAGACUCGGGUUAAUUCAAUGUAAGUUGACAAGUCAGUUCUGGUUCGUUGUUUACGUCCGUUAAGUUGUUCCUAGUUCCAUGGUGGUAUGAUUUGUACAAUUUCCUCUUAUCUUUUAUGACGAAGUGUUUCUUGCUACAGUUAAUAUAUAAAGCCUGAGAUUUCCUUCCAACUUGUCAGAUAUCAUCGAAAAAGAAUCCAUCUUUUUGUAUCAUAUUUAAUUCAGUUUUGAACAACAUAUCUUUUUUUUUUUUUUCAUUUCAAGCUACUAUUAAAAUGAAGUUUUCCUUGUCUGCUGUCUUCCUUACUCUUCUUGGAGCCACCUCUACGUUGGCUGCUCCAGCUUCAACAUCGUCUCUUGACAAACAAUUUGGUAUCGUGAGUAGUCACUCUGGUAACAUUCAUGUCCACCUACGCACAUUCGAAGUUGGUCAAUCUGGUCAUGUCUACUUGAGCAAAUACGAUAAUUCUGACGGUAAUCCCCAUUUUAAUCUCAAAAAUGGAGAGCUGUUCCAUGAAAACAAGGCUGCUUCUAUUGACAAGGAUGGCGCCCUUGUUUUCGAAUCCUCUGGAUCUCCUGUGUCAGGUUUCGAAGCUAAGAAGGAAAAUUCCCAAUUAUAUGAACUCAGCUUGAACAAUGAUUACCCUGUAGCAUGCCCUGUUCCCAAUACCAACGAUGUUUAUCAAAUCUACUACGGAAAGGGUAAUGGCAAUGCUGACUGUACUUAUAUUUAUCCUUUGGCUGCCUUUCCUUAAAUGCCGUUCUUUUUUGAACUUUUCGAAUUCCAUUUCAUACCCUUUUGCACAACGUCUAUGUUAUCGAUUCAACUCGAUAACUUCGACCAUUAGCUAAUUUUUACAUUUGCAUACAAUCAUUAUUUGCAUCAAUUGAAGCAUUUUAUAUCUAUUUUAUCCAAC